Messenger RNA from Closterium sp. Naga37s-1, 4029 nucleotides. The record is from the annotation of a GenBank genome assembly. NCBI's taxonomy places the organism in Eukaryota, Viridiplantae, Streptophyta, Zygnematophyceae, Desmidiales, Closteriaceae.
AUGGGGGUCUGCGCUGUGUCGGCGGAGGGCCUUACUACACGCGAUGCUCCACCGUUUGCCAUCAUAGGUGGUGGAAUUCGUGUGACGCGGGGGAUUCGGAGUGGGUGCGGCGUGCGCUCCAAUGAGUGCCAAACCCCGGCUGUCUGUGCCCGUGUUACGUUGAGCAUGAGCGCGUGUGUGCAUGCGCGGCAGGGCGUCAGCGACGACCAUAAGUCAGGGGCGACGGGGAGGGUGAGGCAUAGGGCACGGGAUGGAAAGGGGGUUUGUAAGAGUGCGCGCCAGCACUACCCGUUCACUCCGCAAAGGCAGCUUUCUCACACCCUCCCAGCGGCUUACCUCCACUCGCCCUUUCCCAAACACUCUCGACGGUUCCCCAUCCCUCCCUCACCCUCAUCAGUCAUCUCCACCCCUGCAUUCUCCCUUUUCGCCCCGUCUCCCCACCUCUCCCCCUUCCCUCUCCUCCCCCUCUCCCCCCCAACCGCCUCGUCCCCUCCCCCCCACAGCGAUCUACAGGACGCGCGUCUCACGGGCGAUCUGCCCGCCGCCGUCUUCGAUCUCACCGCGCUGCGCUUGCUGUCAGUCCCGCCGCCCGCGCCCUCCUCGUCCUCCCACCCCCUGGAACCGCCUUCUCCUCGUCGCCCCGCUGUUCCCACUCGCUCACGCCACUUGCACGUUGCCCGAUGGGUCCCAGAUAGUCACAAAGGGUCCCAGAUAGUCACAAAGGGCCCCCAGGAGGCCUCAAGAGUCCUCGAGAGUCACGCACACAUCACCCCUUCCAUCCGCCUCCCACACACUGCACGCAUCACACAGCCAGCUGCCACGGCAUUGCUACACACACACCCUACCGCCAACCGCUCGCCUUCCCACUCACCCUCACACUCGCCUCCUUUGGCCUCCCCUUGCCACUCUUCCUGUGCCCCCCGCGCCCCCCCUGGCAGCAAUCUGGCGCUGAACCCGAAGCUCACAGGCAGCCUGCCGGACGCCCUUGGCAACCUCGCCCACCUCACGCUGCUCGACGUGCACGGGUGCAACCUCACAGGGUCCAUCCCAUCCACAGUGGGGCGGUUGGCGAGCCUGCGGUUCUUCCUGGCGAACCAGAACGGGCUGUCGGGGUCCAUCCCAUCCACCGUGAGCGCCAUGCAGCGGCUGUACAUGUGGGACAUCAUGGACAACCGCAUCGAGGGGGUCGUGCCCUCCUUUGUGGGCGCCAACGAGCUCGGUCACCUCCACAUGAGUCGCAACCUGCUCACCUCAGUGCCGGCGCACAUCAGCAGACUACCCAAGCUAGAGCACGUGCUGGUGGACAGCAACCGCCUCACCCAUCCCAUCCCAGCGGCCUUCAACAACACCAACCUCACUGUCAUCUACUGGAGCAACAACGUGCUGCCCAGCCUGCCCUCCACGUGGUUCCUCCCCCGCCUCAAGGACUUCCUCGUCAGCAACUGCUCACUACCAUCCCAGCUGCUGCCAUCCUUCCCACUCUCUGCCGGCCUCGCCAACCUCGACCUGAGCAGCAACAGCUUCACAGGCGCCAUUCCCCCGACGCUCUUUUGGAACAACCCCAACCUCAUCAACCUCAACCUGGCCAACAACAUGCUCACCGGCCACCUGCCUCAGCAGAUCGCCAAUACCUCCCGGCUGCAGUCCCUGUUCCUGGCGGACAACAACCUGACGGGCGCCAUUCCGGACAUGGCAGGGCUGCCAAGCCUGGUGGCGCUCUCCCUCUACGACAACGACUUCACUGCCGUGCCGCCCGCCCUGCUCAACCACACCAACGUCACUCUGCAACUAUACGGCAACGACCUGUGCAAGCCCUUCCGCGCGGAGAUCGUGCAGCAGUGCUCCCCGCCGCGCCCGCUCACGCAGUACACAGCGAGCGCCAUCUGCCCCGAGCUCGCGUGCGCCAGCGACCUCUUCCGCCCCAGCCAGCCGCUGUUCCGCGACGCCAGCGAGUGCGUGUGCGUGUCGCCACUGCGCGCCGAGCUGGGGCUGUACCUCACGGACCUCGUGGUGUUCUCCGCCGACCUCGUGGAGGGCCUGGAGGACAAGCUCUUCUCGCAGCUCACCACCCGCGCGCACAUCAACAUCACGCGCUAUCAGGUGCAAGUGACGGGCAUCAGCAGCCGCGCAUCGCUGGCAUCACUGGCAUCAACAUUCGCCUCAGACCACACCACCCACGAGUCAACGCUCAUCAUCACCGCGCUCUUCUUCCCGCCCGCCGGGGACGACUCCUGGCUCCCAAGCGACACGCCGCGCGCCAUCCGUGCGGCGCUCUCCACGCGCGACCCGCUGCUGCGCGCCAACCUGGACGAGUUCGGGUCGUACCGCGUUGAGGCCUUCUACGGCCCCGCCCCGUACAAGCCCCCCGAGCAGGCCUCGUCAGCGCUGGGCCCGGGGGCCAUCGCGGCCAUCGCCAUCUGCUGCGCCACCCUCGUCAUCGCCCUCGUGCUCGUGCUGCUCUUUCGUCCCUGGGAGAAGCGAGGGUGGAGCAGCGCGGACUACUCGUUGCUGGAGGGCAUCAGCCUGCAGCACGCGCGGCGCUACUCGCUGCAGCAGCUGCACGACGCCACCCACGGCUUCGAUGACCACCGCGUGCUGGGGCAGGGCGGAUUCGGCAAGGUGUACCAUGGGGAGCUGAACGGGGAGGCGGUGGCGAUAAAGAAGGCGACGGAGAAGCACCGGCAUGACGGGGCGGACUUCAAGAACGAGAUCGAGCUGCUCACGGCCGUGUCGCACGGCAACCUGGUGAAGCUCACCGGCUUCUGCGUGGAGAAGGACGAGCAGCUGCUCGUGUUCGAGUUCAUGGAGGGCGGUGCUCUGGACGCGUGGAUCAAAGGCAAGAUGAGUCGCAUGCUGACGUGGCGGGAGCGGAUGCACAUAGCUCUGAACGCGGCGAGUGCGCUGCACUACCUGCACCGGGAGAUGCGGCCUGCCAUCGUGCACCACGACAUCAAGCCGGCGAACAUCCUGCUGACAGCGGCGCUGGAGGCGAAGGUGGCGGACUUUGGCAUCUCCAAGUCCAUGCCUGAGAGGGGCGAGCUCGUGCCCGACGAGAUCGUGGGCAGCAAGGGCUACAUCGACCCAUACUUCGUGCAUUCAGGAGUGCUGACGGAGAGCAGUGACGUGUACAGCUUCGGGGUGGUGCUGCUGCAGCUCGCCACGGGGCAGCCAGCGCUCAUCCAGCACGUGCCGCUCAGCCAGGUCGUGCUGCACCUCGCCUUCGGCCCCCAGGGCCUCUCCUCCGUCGUUGACCCGCGCCUCCACAACGCCCUCCUCGCCGCUGCCGCCGCCGCUGAUGGCUCCAAUGCUUCCGCGGCCGCCGCUGCUGCGGGUGUAGUUGCUGGCGGUGCGGGGGAGUGGGAGGAAGGGGGAGUGAGUGCGCGGGAGAUGGUAGCCGGGCUGGAGGAGACGUUCAGCACGUUCCUGCGGAUCGCGCUGUGGUGCACCACGGAGCACCCCACGCUGCGCCCUGACAUGGAGCAGGUGGUGUCGGAACUGCGCAGCAUCCGAGACCAGCUGGGAGCGGGGAUGGCUGGGGGAGGCAGCAGCAGCAGAAGCCCGCGUGGGACCCCGAGUGGCUUCACCACGCCCUCGUCCUUCCACGGGUCGCUGCCUCCCCUUGACGCCAGUGCUUUCAGCAGCCCCAGCGUGACAGAGGAGCAGAGCAUGAGCGGCACACAGGAGUACACGUGGAGCGGUUAUAGCGCCGCACAGGGGCCUGCUUCUCAUCCCAGCUAUCCCCCUGCCACCUCUGCUGCUGGUGGUGGUGGUGGUGGUGAAGCGUCACCAGGGACCCACAGGCAGCAAGCGGCACAGCAGCAACAGGGCGCGGCACGGGGGGCGGGUGGAUUGGCUCCCCUAUGGGGCCCUGGCCUUGUCGCUGGGGUGCACCCCCCUCCAUCCAGUGCCGCCCAGGGGGAUGCGGCGAUGGGAAGGGGGUACGCUGGGGGCGUGCCUGGUGCAGCUGGUGGAGUCACAGACGAGGAACAAGGGCACACUGAGACGAUCACGGGGCCACGUGCUCGGUAG